Messenger RNA from Orbicella faveolata, 3071 nucleotides. RefSeq lists its product as uncharacterized. NCBI's taxonomy places the organism in Eukaryota, Metazoa, Cnidaria, Anthozoa, Scleractinia, Merulinidae. The record is from RefSeq and is a predicted model, not a curated record.
AAUUUCUAGAAGUUAAUUAUUGAAUUAAGAUGACCUUCGAUUUUGGCCGCGUGGUUUUACCAUUUGAUUCAUUUGAUCAUCGACUUAACUUUACUGCUCCGCAGAAUUAAUCGUAAGGCAGCAAGCUUUUAGAGAGUGACUGCCAAUUCAUACAAAUUUCUUUGAAAUUAUUCAGCUUGCCUUAAAAGCGUUGUGCCCACUUUCAGUGCGUUUUGUAACACCGAAGACUGAUAGCAGAGCCUGGCUGUUGCGUUGAUGAAACGAAUUGUUGUGGCUUCUACAACAAUAUGCUUUUCAAAUUUCUUUACCACAGAUUCAAAAUUGUGUAUAUGUGUCUAUAUGUCAAUCUUGCAGCCCGUAUUGUAGUGAAAAACGAGACAUAUCGCACGGAUGGUCAUAGAUCUAAGCGACUUAUGGUAAUAAGCACUGUGGGCGUUGUGUAAGUGUUGUGAUCAGGGCGGAUAACGUUUUCGACUGAUUUACUUCCCUGACAUUAUCAAUGUACCCUGUUUUUCAGCUCAGUAUGGAUAUAGGAGAAGACUUUGAUUUUCCUUGGUCGCUUAAAGUAUUUAGUUGUUAUAUUUUUGUGGUUAUUUUUGUUUUAAACUCAAGUUGACGUUUCAACAAUUGCUAGUCAUUUGUGAAUAUGGUAAUAUGGUCUAACAAUGUAGUUAGCCAUUUCGGUUAUUCUGUGGCCUAAAACAAGGCUUAACGUCACUUCAACGUGUCCUACAGCGAUCUCUCGAGUUGUUAAGCUUCAUUUUAGUGAUGAUGCAGUUAAAAUGUCAGCGAGAUAUUCUUAAAGACUAUUUAUUAAAACAGUUUAUAAAUCAAUUCAGGUUGAAGAAAUCCAAUUUCCAGAAACCUCUCUUUUGAAUGAGUUCAAGGAAGUCAAUCAACUGUUCCACGUUUCAGCUUCAGAGCUAGGGGGAUCGUUUGGUUUGGAUCGGCAUGCGAUCGAUCCAAGCUGGGGUACAUAACAUAACUUGCCUAUAUAAGAUGUACGUCUGAACACAUGCAAAGCCUUUGUCUUUUGGCGUUUCCAUUGAGAGACCCUAAUUCGCCAAUUGUCUAAGUAGCUAGCCGUUCGUAGAAACACUCUAGGAGGUUCCGUUCCUUCCUGGAAACGAUCAAAUAGAAUCGCCCUGAAUAGAUAGGACAUGAUGAAUCUAAAUGCACGGUUAUCUAUCAGGAAUUUCUAGUAGAAUUUGGACCCUACUUAUGUUGGCUAAGUUUGGCGGUUUUUAUCUCUAAUCAACCGUAAUACACAGAAUGAAAGUGACUGUCUGCACGUAAAACCACACGAACUCGCCCGAGCUUCAUCACAGAACAUGGUAGAAGUGGAGCCUUGGUUCAUUGGCCUCGUCGCAGGAUUAGCGACCUUAAUUUUUGUCCUGCUGUGUAUCAUCGUUAUCUUUUGCACACUAUGGGCCAGGAAGGAUCGCAGAAGGAAAAAAGAGGAACAUUUGCAACGCCAAUUGCAACAACAACACUCUGCCAAUAUCAAUCAAACCGUGGGAAUCCCGUCCAAUUCCAUGGCGUUGGUGGUUCCCACAAACAACAACAGCAACUGGUAUCUUAAAGAGAAACCACACGAAGAGUUUCGAUCACCAACUACAUUGACAAGAGCAGCCGGGGAUGAGCCGUUCAUCGUUGGCACUUCAAUCGUACGAUAUUCCAGAGAACUCGACAGGUCAAGCAGUUAUAAUUAUCGACCAUCUACAGCAGAUAAAUAUGUUGGGUAUCAGAGGAAUCUUCCCGUUCAAUCACUUUCCAGAACAGAAGCACCGAAUGAAGCUGAGACCAGAAUGGUCAGAUUAGGAAUGAUUCCACCAAGACCUGCGGGUGCCAAUGGACAUAUCCCUGUAGGUUACUACACCGAACCUGGGAGGGCCAAGUCACAAAAAGGGAAGAAUGGUAAAAGGAAAUCAAAGGAACCGAAGGAAAUCAGAACAUACAACGAGGAUGCGAGAUCAGGGGUGAUUCCGCCAAGACCCAUGAGUGCCAAUGGGCAUAUUCCAUCAGGUUACUACACUGAACCUGGGAAGAACAAGUCUCCGAAAGGGAAGGAUGGAAAAAGGGAAUCCAGGGAGCUAGAAGACAGCGGAAGAUACAAAGGGGAGGUUUUAGUACCAGUGAGAGAGGUACAGUUAUGGCCGUUGGAAAACUCAUCAAAUCAACCGCCAUACCCACUUCCUAAGGAAGAUUACGACACGGAUGGAGCAACUUGGUACUAUGCUAGAUCAACUGAUGGGCAAAGCUUGGCCAGUUCAAGAUCAGAAAGUGCUUUGAUUCCGCCUUCAGCGGCUGAAAACUAUCCAAGGCACGGCUCCCAAAACGUCAAUGGCAGGAUUGCCGCUCCGUCACUCCAGCAGGAUGCGUCACCAACUACAGCAAAAGUAAUGGACGACCAAUUUCAUGCAGACCUAGAUCCAGAUAAACUUAAACGCGUCAAGCGAGUCGGUGUUCCAAUUUUGCCAGAAUAGUAAACAGUAAUCAACUCUGUUCACACAGAGUUUGCCUGAUCCCACAACUAUGGGAUUUUCAUUGCGUAUAAAGAGUGUUUCGUUUCUCUUGUAUUACGUGAUUCCUGUAUGAAGAACAUUCACGAACACCAGCUAAACUUCACGUCACUUUUCGCAGUGUGCUGAAGAAAAGUAAAUCAAUCAUUUAGAAAAAAAAAUAAUAAUAAGACCAUGGUAAAAAUAAUGUCACAAAAAACCGCAAACGUAUUGUUUUGCGGUGAGACAAUGAGUUAAAUUUGAUUUAAGAUAUAUUAAAGCUAAUAAAAUCUACAGGGGCAUUUUUUUACGAUACUGACAACAAUAUGGUUGAAUGUGCCUAACAAAUCACAUGCAGUCUCAUGCAUCGUCUUAAGUUCAGCUGGAGAAACAUAGUAUCUGACAAACGCUGGAAAACAGAGCAUUAUAGCGUCUAUUUUGUUUUUCUAAGAUAAUAGUUCAAAGGCAUCCGUUCGGUUUACUUCAAAAGUUAAACUACUAAUACUCUUAAAAGAGAAAAGACACAAUCAUUUGACUUUGGGGCAAGGAAUAAAAAUUAUCUUAAAUGAA